Molecule: messenger RNA, 375 nt
Organism: Monoraphidium neglectum
Lineage: Eukaryota; Viridiplantae; Chlorophyta; Chlorophyceae; Sphaeropleales; Selenastraceae
Exons: 5
Coding region: 1-375 (124 amino acids)
Source: RefSeq, a predicted model, not a curated record
AUGCAGACCAAGACGCGCAGCAAGCCCGCUGCUGCGCCGUCGCCGCAGAAAGAGCGGCGCGGCAACGCGACACAGGGCUUGGGCACGAUCGGCCGCGGCGUGGAGGUUAAGAAGAGCUCGAUCGCCUUGGCUGGCAAUGGGCUGUUUGCGGCGCGCCCCUUUGCCCGCGGCGACCUCAUCACCGAGUACGUGGGACGCCUGAUCAGCCACGAGGAGGCGCAGCUGCUGCGCGCGAGGCGCGCGCACACCCACAUCGACGGCCUCAAGGACCCGCAGCCGGGCGAGGGUGGAGGCUCAUUUGCGAACGAUGCGCGCGACGGUGCCGCCAUCAACAGCGCGUACGACACGAGCCCUUCACUUUCGGAUGCUGCAUGA